This is a messenger RNA of Kalmanozyma brasiliensis GHG001, 4107 nucleotides long. Its product is annotated as Autophagy-related protein 13. Bases 1 to 4107 code for a protein of 1368 amino acids. Lineage: Eukaryota; Fungi; Basidiomycota; Ustilaginomycetes; Ustilaginales. The record is from RefSeq and is a predicted model, not a curated record. Gene Ontology annotation, cellular component: cytosol; extrinsic component of membrane; Atg1/ULK1 kinase complex. Gene Ontology annotation, biological process: piecemeal microautophagy of the nucleus; protein localization to phagophore assembly site; autophagosome assembly. The transcript has a single exon.
AUGGAGCCGCAACCUCGUCGAGUUCCUCCGUCAGCCCAUUCGCGAUAUUCAUCCUCGUCGUCCUCGCUCGGAGCACCCGAAUCUUCCCCCGCCAUCGACACACAGCAGCAGUACCAGCAUGAGCCGUCGCCUUCGCUUCGAAGACGCUCCUCCGAGCGCCCAGAGUCGUCCACUCCGAUGACCCAGCUGACCAAGCUCGACGGAGUCAUCUAUCACUUUUACACCACCACCGCUAACCUCAUCAUCCAGUCUCGUCUGGCGCAUCUUCGCUCCUCCCUCCUUGCUGCCUCUUCCCCCGAAGGCGCUGCUCCUGCGCAGCAGAGCCACACUCCACACACAAAGCUCUCGAAAUGGUUUGACCUUCACAUCCCUGAUACAGAUCUGUUCAAGGAUGAGCUGCGGCUCUGGCGCUCCGUCACUUCCCUGUUGGGUCUCGAAACUGGCAACGUCGACCCACCCCUUUCACCAUCAGCUGUGCCUGAUCUCAUCAUCGAUGUAGUGCUCGAUCUGUCUAACGUCUCGGACCGACACGAGAUCCUUCUGAUGACUAGAGCCUUCUCCGCUUCAUCUUCUCGAGCUUCCGACGCCAACACCAGUCGAGUCUGCAUCGACGGGCGGAUACCCGGCGAAGCUCCAUCUUCAGCGACAUCUUCUGUACGGCCUCACAGGAUCGUGCUCGAACGCUGGCAACUGCGUUUCGAUCCCAGCCAGCCCUCGGCGCCGCCAGAUCUGUCCACGUUCUACAAACGCUCAGUCGUCCAUUUCCGUGCUCUCUUCGAUCUCCUCAGCUCUUUGCCGUCGAAUCGCCUCGCCGCCAAGAUCGAAUCGCUCAAAGCUGCACCACAGAGUCGCAGCGACUCGAUACAGCCAUCUCAUCCCUCUCUUUCCGCUCGGGAGGACAUCGGCACUUACGAUGCAGAGAUGAAUCUGGGCUGUAGGCUUAGCAUGACUUUGGACCCGAGAGAGGCCCAAGCAGAUCCGAACGAGAUCGACGUCCAGAUCCCGCUUCCAGUCGAACAACUAUCGACACCGUCUCACAACGCGGGGACAACCGAAUCCGGCGUCGAUGGCAGCAGUGUGCAUGGCCAUUAUGCCACUCGCACCUUGACUCCUAUCGCCACGCCUAUCGGUCACCUCGAGCUUUCCGUCACGUAUCGCAGGCUGACUGGUUACUUGAUCGAGGACACGGACAGCCUCCGCGCCGCCAACGACCUCAAGGUGGAUCUGGACGAAGAUUACUUCAGAGCGCCGCACAGGGAAGUCGCUGCCGUAGCAACCCAGCCCGAACCUCUACCAGAUGCAAGUAGCGACGCUACACGAGAUCCCGUCUCGGGCCAUCCCAUGCCAUUGGUGACGAGUCCCGGCCAGCAACGCAUUGGCGGCAUCUCGGCAGCGCGCCCGGCGAUCCUAGGAUCUCAAAAGAGCUCACCAGAUACUGCGACAGGCUCCGAGGCUCUCACAUCGCAGUCACCCGGCAAUGCGAGUGUGUUCAGCACAAGCGCACCAGGGCGACAUUCUGCCGGCCUGUCCAGUCUUAGGAGGACCGGCUCGACAAAGAGCAAUGUGUCAAUAAUUGGUACCACCAACCCGUCCGGAGCGCCUUCCAGGCCCGUGCUGGCUGCUGCCCUUAGUACCGAGCCUGCGUUCGUGGUGCCGGGCGCUGUGCGUCGAUCGAGCACCAGUGAAAGACGGCUUCGAACGCUCAGUGGUCUUUCGAGUGGACGACCGAGUCCGCCAGUGUCUCCAGCUGCUGCCUCUUUCGACCUUCCAGAAGCUGGGACAAGUCAGCCUAGAAGCGUUUCGUCAGGCGCGUUCUCGACAAGCGGCACAGGCCGAUCCAUCUCGACUCGAACAACGAGUGGAUUUGCUGGUUCUGCUACGGGCAACAUGGGACCGCCUUCCUCAACCCAGCCACGGCCCAGCGUCUCGUUUAGCCCUUCGUCGCCGUCGCCUCUUGCACAGCAGAUGUCACUGCAGGGCAUGAGAACCGGCGGUGGCUUUGGCUUGGCGCCAAUAGGCAAUCAGUCGACGUCGUCCUUCCGCAGCGUAUCUAGCUCGAGUCUGCGCUCGUCUGUCUCCAAUACCGGCGGCCUGGCUGGCCCAAGCCUUCGCAGUGUCUUUCAAAACUACGUGCCGCGCUCGCAAAAUGUGUCCAUCGCUUCCAUCUCGAGGACCCCUCCCACCUCUACGAGCGCCCUUGGCCAGGGUAGCUAUUCGCCGUCCAUCCUGGGCACCGGGAUGAGGAAUUCAAGCAUCCGAAGAAAUUCGAGCACCAGCGAUGCCGGGUCUGGCUCUGCGUUUGGCGCCAGCGUCUCGUCUUCUUCAGCUGCUCAGCCGCAGAUGAUCAAACGGUACAGCACCAACUUUUCGUAUCGCCAGAAUCGUGACAGAAGCGGCGUAUACGGCAGCAGCCUUGGCUCGGAGGGAUCUGGCUCCCUAGGUGCUGGGGCCGAGCCAUCGAGCUAUCCACGCUUCGGAGGGGCUGGUGGAAGCCUCAGUUCGGCAUACGGGCGCAGCUGGAUCUCGAGGAUGGAGCAGCGACAGGGAUUGGGAUCAGGUGGAGCGUUUGCCAGGACUGCGAGUCUCGAGGAUGCAACAGCUGCAGCAUCAGCUUCGUCCGCAUCAAGAUACAGGACGAUCUCUGGCGCAAGUGCCAGCCAUCUGGUCGGCGGUGGUGGUUUUACACCGAGUCCGAAGAGUCACGAGGACGACAUGGACGAUCUGGCGCGGCUGUUGGAAAGCAGACCAGCGUUUGGCGCUUCAUCGCUGGGCAAGCUGUCUAGCCUCAGAAACGAACGCCGUAACGCCCCAGGCCUCAGCAGCACGCCCGAAGAAGGGGCACAUCCGCGUGCCGCUGAUGCUUUGGCAGAUUCGGUGCAGUCCAAUCCAGGCCAGGAUCGACGCUCGCCACUGUCUGGGAGUGGUCUGCGCUCAGGCGGUCUACGUACGACGAACCCCUUGUCGCGCAGCCAGCUCGAUGAUCUGCUCAAUCGCAUGGCCGAGUCGGUCGGCAUCGUUGGCUCCAAGGAGUCGGGUUCGGGUACAAGCGGCGAGAAUGUGUCGGACGUGGCGACGCCGGGCGAGGUGAAGACUCCGAUCGUGCCAGCUGCUGGAUCACGCCCACUCACACCUGCACAGAUCGCGGCGACACUAGGCAAAGGGCGAGGGACCGCUGGCAAGGAGGCGGAAGGCGUGGCCGAGACUCACAUCAGUCGGGUCUCCAGUCCUGGGGCGUUCGCAAGCGUUCUGCCUGGCGAAACAGGUUUCAGACCACGCAGUGCGAUCGGGCAACAGGUUCGGGCGUACGGCACCAUCGCAGCAGCACACACUGGCAGCAACUUGUUGCCUGCCGCGCAGGACGAGAGGAAUCUGACCGAUGCUGGAGUUCAAGCAUCGCCUUCGACGGCCGCAGUGCAGCCAGCUCAUCCGGACUACGAAGCGGAAGGAGAUCUCAUGUUCAAGGUGGAUGGUCAACAGGACUACAACCCGGAAGACGAGCUGCCUGGUGAGAUGGAGAUGGUGCCAGAAGGCGGCGGAGGCGCUGCAGUACCGCGGUCAUCGGAGACGGCUCUGACGUCCUUCGCUGGGGGCGUGGAGGGCGGGAUGGGAGCCACCCUCCCCGUCGGAGCUCAUCGAGAAGGGCGAGCUCAUGACUGGCACGCCACCGAUCGCUGGGAGCGCCAACGUGCUCAGGAGGCAGAACGUCGUCGCGCUGACGCAGAAAUGUCGCGCAACUUUGGCCAGGAGGUUGGAGCCAGCACUCGCGGAAGAGGCUCCCACAGCCCGUGGCGCAGCUCGUCGUCAAACAUGGCACAAGCAAUGGGCGCAGCUGGGUCUGCAGCCAACGCAGCAGCAGCGGGGCCAGUGGGGUUCAGGUCAAGCUCGACACGCCCGCUCGGCGGUGGCGCAAGCAGGUUGAGCGGUGUCGCUACGGGUCUGGCAGGCUCAAGCCCCAGCGGCACCGGUGAUGCAAGGAGAGGGUACGGGGUCAGCGCGCCCUCGGCACAGUUUCACUACCAGCCGAGACCCACAAGGCCCGGCGCUCAGUCGUUCCCUGUUUCGAGAGACGAGCUGUUCGACGACGAGGUCGAGGAAGAUGACGAGUGA